Molecule: messenger RNA, 948 nt
Organism: Chrysochloris asiatica (Cape golden mole)
Lineage: Eukaryota; Metazoa; Chordata; Mammalia; Afrosoricida; Chrysochloridae
Product: olfactory receptor 56-like
Exons: 1
Coding region: 1-948 (315 amino acids)
Biological process (GO): G protein-coupled receptor signaling pathway
Cellular component (GO): membrane
Molecular function (GO): olfactory receptor activity; G protein-coupled receptor activity
Source: RefSeq, a predicted model, not a curated record
AUGGAGACUUGGAUGAACCGGUCAUCCACAGAUGACUUUAUCCUCUUGGGCAUCUUUUCCUACUGUACAAUUGAUUUUGUUCUUUUCUCUGUGGUCAUGAUGGUCUUCACAGUGGCCCUCUGUGCAAAUGUCCUACUCAUAUCCCUCAUCUACAUAGACCCUCGACUUCAUACACCUAUGUACUUCUUCCUCAGUCAGCUUUCCCUCAUGGACCUCAUGCUGGUAUGUAACAUUGUACCGAAGAUGGCAGUCAACUUCCUGUCUGGCAUAAAGUCUAUUUCCUUUGCUGGUUGUGGCAUACAAAUCGGCUUUUUUGUCUCUCUUGUGGGUUCUGAGGGACUCUUGCUGGGACUCAUGGCUUAUGACCGCUAUGUGGCUAUUAGCCACCCACUGCACUAUCCCAUUCUCAUGAGCCACAGGGCCUGUCUUCAGAUUGCUGGUGGAUCCUGGACCUUUGGCGUACUAGACGGAAUAAUCCAGAUGGUAGCAGUCAUGACCUUUCCCUACUGUGGCUCCAGGAAUGUGGACCACUUCUUUUGUGAGGUUUCAGCUUUACUGAAGUUGCCUUGUGCAGACACAUCCUUUUUUGAGAACCUGAUAUUUGCUUGCUGUGUCUUCAUGCUCCUCGUUCCCUUUACCAUCAUUGUGGCCUCCUAUACUCGCAUUUUGGCUGCUGUGCUUCGUAUGCGCUCUACUCAGGCCCGUAAAAAGGCUCUGGCUACCUGUUCUUCCCACUUGACAGCCGUCUCCCUCUUCUAUGGGGCAGCCAUGUUCAUUUACUUGAGACCUAAGCGCUAUCGGACCCCUAGCCAUGACAAGGUGGUGUCUGUCUUCUACACAGUUCUUACACCUAUGCUCAACCCUCUCAUUUAUAGUUUGAGGAACCGGGAGGUGAUGGGGGCACUGAAGAAGGGGCUAGACCAUUGUAGGAUUGUUAGUCAUCACUGA